AUGUCUUUCCAAACCUACGAUUCUUUCCCCCAGGGUGAUGCGGCUGCGGUCCCCCAGGCCCCCGUUGACACCAACAUGACCGGCCAGUCCGAUCCUACCAACGCCUCCUUCCAGGGCCCUGCUCCUGGUGAGCCUAAUGCUGCUGCUCCCCAGCAAGGUGCCGAUGGCAAGACCACUCUUUGGAUGGGUGAGCUUGAGCCUUGGAUUGAUGAGAACUUCAUCCGUAACCUGUGGUUCCAGAUGGGUGAGCAGGUUAACGUGAAGAUGAUCCGCGACAAGUUUUCUGGGUAUGCUCCGACGACGGAUAUGUAUCAGGAUAUCCAAUUCCUCUACUCCUCCAUGCAUUCUAAUAUUGGUAGUAGGAGCAACGCCGGGUACUGCUUUGUGGAUUUCUCCACCCCCGCUGCUGCUGCCAAGGCUCUGUCUUUGAACAGUACUCCUAUGCCCAACACCAACCGUGUGUUCAAGUUGAACUGGGCUACCGGCGGUGGUCUCGCUGACCGCAGCCGUGAUGACCGUGGACCCGAGUUCUCCAUCUUUGUUGGUGACCUUGGCCCCGAAGUUAACGAAUACGUCCUUGUUUCGCUUUUCCAGAGCCGCUUCCCUUCUUGCAAGUCUGCCAAGAUCAUGACCGACCCCAUCAGCGGUAUGUCCCGUGGAUACGGCUUCGUUCGCUUCUCCGAUGAGAACGACCAGCAGCGCGCCUUGACCGAAAUGCAGGGUGUCUACUGCGGCAACCGUCCCAUGCGUAUCUCCACCGCGACUCCCAAGAACAAGGGCCCCGGUGUUGGUGCUCCCAACAUGGGUGGUAUGCCCGGUGGUCCCGCUGGCAUGUACCCUCCCAUGGGUGGUCCUCCUAUGGGCUUUUACGGCACUCCUCAACCCAUGAACCAGUUCACCGAUCCUAACAACACCACUGUCUUCGUCGGUGGUUUGUCCGGCUAUGUCACUGAGGACGAGCUCCGCUCCUUUUUCCAGGGAUUCGGCGAGAUCACCUACGUCAAGAUUCCUCCUGGAAAGGGCUGUGGCUUCGUUCAGUUCGUCCAGCGUCACGCAGCUGAGAUGGCCAUCAACCAGAUGCAGGGCUACCCCAUCGGCAACUCCCGUGUUCGCCUGAGCUGGGGACGUUCCCAGAACAACUCCGGUCCCGCUGGAAGCCCCUACCGCCCGGCUCCCCCGCCUCCUCCCAUGUACCCCUCCAUGGGCAUGCCCCCGGCCCACCAGUAUGGCGGGUUUGCCCCAAUGAAGGUUAGCAGUCACCCCGGCAGUCCGGCGCCAGAACAUUGA
Molecule: messenger RNA, 1287 nt
Organism: Penicillium taxi
Lineage: Eukaryota; Fungi; Ascomycota; Eurotiomycetes; Eurotiales; Aspergillaceae
Product: RNA-binding protein
Exons: 3
Coding region: 1-1287 (428 amino acids)
Biological process (GO): mRNA splice site recognition
Cellular component (GO): cytosol
Molecular function (GO): mRNA binding
Source: RefSeq, a predicted model, not a curated record